Anoplophora glabripennis (Asian longhorned beetle) is the source of this 1746-nucleotide messenger RNA. RefSeq names its product RE1-silencing transcription factor A-like. The transcript is spliced from 3 exons. Gene Ontology annotation, cellular component: nucleus. The record is from RefSeq and is a predicted model, not a curated record. Gene Ontology annotation, molecular function: RNA polymerase II transcription regulatory region sequence-specific DNA binding; DNA-binding transcription factor activity, RNA polymerase II-specific. Lineage: Eukaryota; Metazoa; Arthropoda; Insecta; Coleoptera; Cerambycidae. Bases 170 to 877 code for a protein of 235 amino acids. Gene Ontology annotation, biological process: regulation of transcription by RNA polymerase II.
UUUUUUUUAAUUGAGGUUAUAAGUUCAGUAUAUGUAUGUACUCAGAUCGUAGUAAAUCAAAUUUGAUGGCGGGAGCAAAGAGGUGAUAUGUAAUGCUUGCAGAAGAGAAUUGAAUGCAGCAAUAGAAUUUAAGUCAAGGUAUCAUCAUGCUUUUUUUCUCUGACCAUGCAUGGUAUUUAAAAAAAAAAAAUUCGAUGUGUUUGUAAUGGUUCCACUACAGAGACAAACAGGAGAUUCAUCAUUUGAUUUAUUCACAAAAACUGGAAACAUGGACAAAGACUUUGAAUUUAACGAGAUGGAAAUGUCGAUCAAAACUGAAUGUGUCGAGAUAAAAUCAGAGGAAGGUGAGGAAGAGAGUGACGUCCUGCUGUGGUACUCGAAUAAUGAAACUUUUGAAAACGGUAACUAUAAAUAUGCAGAAGAAAACAUUAAACAUGUAUCGACAGUUAAUAGUUCAGUGAAUGAAUGUGAUAGGAAUGAUCAGGAGAACAAUUUUCCAUUAAAAGGAUUUACAUGGAGUAAAGCAUUGUACAAAUACGAUACAAAUAUUUUCGAAAUCAAAAGUGAGAGCCGUGAUGGACAAAAGAACAUCUCGCAAGUGUACAAAUGUGAAAUGUGUGAGUACAAAACUAAGAGCAAGAAGUUACUAGAGAAGUAUCAAAUAUGGCAUAAAGACGCAUUCCAGGUACCGAUGUACAGGUGUGAUAAAUGUGAAUACGAAACAAAGUACAGGACUGGCCUCAUUCAGCACGAGGAAAAACACAAAAGCCCAUCCCAAGCACGAUUGUACCAAUGUGACAUUUGUGAUUUUGAAACAAAAUACAGAUCCAGCAUUAAACGUCACCUCUCCAAACACAAAGGCUGUGUUAACAUAUAAAUGUAGCGACUGCGAUUAUGAGACGAAGAAUAGAUACAGUCUUACAUCUCAUCGGUUAGUACACGACUGUUCUUAUGUAACACAAAAUUACACAUGACACGUGUGAUUUCGCAACCAGGCAUGAGAGUUCUUUAAAAUGACACCAGUUGAUGCAAAAGAAACCUUUGGAAAUGCCGCUGUACACAUGUAACACUUGUAACUACGAAUCAAAAUAUAAGACGAACCUGACUUGCCACCAGUUGAAGCACAAAGAACCUUCGUAGUUUCAAAUGUACAAUUGCGAUAAAUGUGACUAUGAGACAAAGUAUAGAACCAACCUUAUCCGGCAUCAAACGAAACGCAGAAGCUCUCGCACGACACGAAAAUACACCUGCAAUUCAUGUGAUUACGAAACGAAUUACAAGUCUUCCUUUAGGAGCCAUCAGUUGAAACACAAGGACCCCUUUGCGGUGCAAAUGUACAAGUGUGAUUUGUGCGAUUACGAGAUGAAGUACAGGUCCUCUAUUUAUCGCCAUCGAAUCGCGCACAAAGACCCUUCAGAAAUAAAAACGUAUAAAUGCAGCGAUUGCGAUUAUGAGUCCAAGUAUAAGUAUCAUCUUACGUCUCAUCGGUUGAUACAUGAAAGUUCUUCCAAAGGACGAAAGUACAAGUGUGAUUCAUGUGAUCAUAAAACAAGCUAUAUGUCUUGCCUUAAAUACCAUCAGUUAAGGCACAAAGACCUUUCAGAAGAUCAAAUGUACAGGUGCAACGACUGCCGUUAUACAACUGUAUAUAAAUAUCGCCUUGUACAUCACGUACUGAAACACAGAGUCCCAUUGGAAAUUCAGAAAUAUAAGUGUGAUGUUAAAAAUGCUGUUGUAAGUAGAUGU